AUGCCUCUCGCUCCGAGCGCCGGCUCUUGCGUCGCCACAGAGGGCGCGGCAAUGAAGGCGGAUUCUCGGUCCAAGGCGGCGAAGGGUGGCAGCAAAGCUGGAGGAAAGUCGGCAAAGAAGCACGAGAAGGCACGCCGACGACAGAAACGGGAAGAACAGCGCGCAGCGGCAGCAGCAGUCGAACAGUGCGUUCGAACAGCAAACGGGCUUGCCAGUUUUUUUGCACUGGCAACCCCCAACCGCCGAUUCAAGGGUUCUGCUCCUGCUCAAAAGGACGCGUCAACAGAGAAGCAGCAGGGUCAGAGACAAGAUUUCGCGAUAUAUGAUUGCCGUGCGACCUCGCUGCUCGAUUUGAACAAGCCUCUGAGCGAUGAGAUCUUCAAUUUGACGAGAGCCAACAUGAAGAAUCUCUACGACCAAGUCCAUUUCAUGGAACAAGGUUGGGAUGACGACUCCAAGAGACGAGAGCUUAACCACGAGGACGCCCGCCUCCUGGUGGUUCUGGUUGAAGAAGCGGAUAACACAGCUCUUCCCCCUGUCUCACGAGAGACCGAAGACAGCGCCGCGCUCCAGGAUGUCCCCGGAGAACGUCUCGCAGGAUUCCUCCACUACCGCUUCGAAGUUGAAGAAGGGCAGGCUGUUGUUUACAUUUACGAGCUGCAAGUCAAGCCCGCCUUCCAGCGGAUGGCCGUGGGGCGGCGACUGAUGCUGUUGGUGGAGCUCGCGGCGCGGGCGUUUAACAGGACGCUCAGUCCGGACAGAAAGCUGGAGAAACUGAUGUGCACAGUGAUUAAAGAGAACGAAGGCGCUGUCCGUUUCUACAAGCGCGUCUGCGGCUUCGUCACCGACGAGAGCGACCCCUCGAACUUUGUGAACGAGAGGCUCAACGAACAGCUCCUCCACAAGCUCCAGGCGAGCGCCAAGGGCGGGAACGCCGCGGCGAAAAUGCUGGAACACGCGCAGGAGGAAGAGGAGGAAGACGAAGAAUGCGAAUACGAAAUCCUGAAGAAGAAUAUCUAG
Molecule: messenger RNA, 1020 nt
Organism: Besnoitia besnoiti
Lineage: Eukaryota; Apicomplexa; Conoidasida; Eucoccidiorida; Sarcocystidae
Product: acetyltransferase, GNAT family protein
Exons: 3
Coding region: 1-1020 (339 amino acids)
Cellular component (GO): nucleus
Molecular function (GO): protein N-terminal-serine acetyltransferase activity; histone H4 acetyltransferase activity; histone H2A acetyltransferase activity
Source: RefSeq, a predicted model, not a curated record